GAAACUUGAAAGUCAAAUCCUUUUCCAUGCACUCAUUAACACCAGUCUCCUCCCCCCCAAUAUCUUCUCUCACGUCUACUUCAAAAUUCACAUUCAGGCUUGUCGCACAUCCUAACUAUGAACAUUAUGGCCGAUUCAGCCCUACGCAUCACCUUCCCUUCCUCGUUUCACAUAACACUUCGUCGUUCUUCAUACCCAAUUCUUCCUUCUCUCUCCCCAAAACCCCCAAUUCUCAAUCCUCGUCUUCACUCUGCUUCUCUAAGACUCAAAAAGUCGACUUGUCGUGUGAGCAGUGUUCAAGAAGCUGUUGGAAGUGCAAUUAGUCUCAUACAAUCGUCUCCUCCAACGUGGCAAUCUGCUCUUGCGAGCAAUCUCCUAAUCUUCCUUUUGGGUUCUCCCAUUUUGGUUGCUGGGCUGUCUCUCUCUGGUAUUGGUGCUGCUCUUUUUCUCGGAACACUCACUUGGCGCGCUUUUGGCCCUUCUGGGUUCCUUCUCGUUUCUGUCUAUUUCAUCAUUGGUACAGCAGUUACAAAGGUCAAAAUGGCUCAGAAAGAGGCCCAGGGGAUUGCUGAGAAAAGAAAAGGACGAAGGGGUCCUGGUAGUGUCGUUGGAUCCGGUGCAGCUGGCUGCGUUUGUUCUCUUCUCUCAAUUUACGGAUUUGGGGGAGAGGCAUUUUCCCACCUUUGGCUACUUGGUUUUGUUGCCAGUUUUUGUACUAAGUUGGGUGAUACUGUCUCAAGUGAGAUAGGGAAGGCAUAUGGCAAAACAACUUACCUAGUUACGACAUUUAAGAUAGUUCCAAGAGGAACAGAAGGGGCCGUGAGUGUUGAAGGAACUAUUGCAGGAAUUUUAGCAUCUAUAGUUCUUGCCUUUCUCAGUUAUCUCUUGGGUAAGAUUAACACUCGUGAAGCAGUUAUAUGUGUACUGGCUUCUCAAAUUGCCAAUCUUGGCGAGAGCUUCAUAGGUGCUGUAUUUCAAGGGAAGAAAGGAUUUCAAUGGGUAGCUCACCAAUGAUGUGGUCAAUGUCAUCAACAUAUCAACUGGCAGUAUUGUGGCAAUCUUAUUGCAGCUAGCACUCCAGAAGUUCAAUAUGUAACUUUGCUGCAAGAUUCUCAAGGAUCUCAAUCAUCACAGUUUCUUUCUGGCCAUCCUGCUAAUUGCACUAGAUCAGUGUUGAUGAAUAACACUUGCCAUAUAAAACUGACAAGUGUUGACACACCUGAGAGCUCAUGUUUCUGAAAUGGAGGUGCUUUCAUAACGUGAAAUCAUGUGCCAGCUCAGUGUGGAUGACAGCCACAGGCCCAUAGCCAUUUUUUGUUGAUUGUUACCAGGUUUGAUUCAUUGACUUGAUUGUAAGAAUGACAAUGGCUAUGAUAGUAGAACUCUGGUUCUUCCAAUUGUAGAUGUCAAUUUUUUAUUGUCAGGUUAAUUUUAAUAUAUAUCUAGCAGAUACCUUUGGGUGUUCA
This is a messenger RNA of Prosopis cineraria, 1466 nucleotides long. Its product is annotated as protein VTE6, chloroplastic-like. NCBI's taxonomy places the organism in Eukaryota, Viridiplantae, Streptophyta, Magnoliopsida, Fabales, Fabaceae. The transcript has 5 exons. Bases 118 to 1014 code for a protein of 298 amino acids. Gene Ontology annotation, cellular component: chloroplast inner membrane. The record is from RefSeq and is a predicted model, not a curated record.